AAACUUUCAAAGUCCAAAACCUAAUAGCUCUGUCUCUCUCUCUCUCUCAGUCAUCUCUUUCUUUUUGGUCUUCGUUUCUCUUUGUCUGAAAAACCUAGCAAAGCCCUUUUGAGUUUUGAGUUUUGUCCUAUAUUUUUUUGACCAUGAAGAAACUGUAUCGCAGAGGCACAGUUCAUCCGUCACCACCAAUCACAUCCGACCAUCUGUCCUUCCUUCCCGCCACCAUACUAACCUUAACGGUGGCUCUUUCGCCUGAAGACCGUGAAGUCCUCGCUUAUCUUCUCUCUUCCUCUUGCUCCAACUACUCCUCCGUCACCGUUAACUUUAACGGCUCCCCUCAACAGCAACAGCAACAGCGUAACAGGGUUGUCGCUAAACGUGGCAGUUUGAACUCCGAUCACCCGCCGCAGUUCAACUGUAACUGUUUCCGUUGCUACACGAGUUACUGGGUCAGAUGGGACGAGUCGCCGAAUCGCCAAGUGAUUCACGAAAUCAUCGACGCGUUCGAGGCCGAGUUGGCUCAGAGCAAGAGCGGCAAAGGGAAUAGGAAGGAGAGGAGGAAUGGUAAGAGAGGGUGUAAUAGUGGGUCGAGCGAGUUGAAGCGUUUGGAAUCGAGUUCGGGUAAGAACGAGUUGAGCGAGUCGGACUCGGUGGGUGCUCAUCAUGAGGGUGGUGGUAAUAAUAAUGGUGGUGAAGGUUUUGUUGGGGGUGGUGGAGUUGAUGGAGAGGAAGGGUUGGAUAAAGGGUCUGUGAGAAAGCUUGUGAGUUUUAUUGGGGAGAGGAUUUGGGGUGUUUGGAAUCAAUGAAUCUGAGAGAGAAAAUGAAGGAAAGUGAAGGAAAAGAGAAUUAAGAGGUGGGUUUAGUUCUUUUUUUUCAUUUCCUCUAUAAAUUCUCUCCUUUUUUUUUUUCUUUUUUUUUUUUGGGGCCUUUUUGUAUAUUACCCUUACAAUGUAAAAAUGGGGUGGUGUAAUUUUGAAUCAACAAGAGUUGGUUUAUUAUUAUUAUUUUUCUCCUUUGAAUUAUAACAAUAUAAGACACCAAUAUUGGUGUUCCUGUUA
Molecule: messenger RNA, 1058 nt
Organism: Quercus lobata
Lineage: Eukaryota; Viridiplantae; Streptophyta; Magnoliopsida; Fagales; Fagaceae
Exons: 1
Coding region: 144-806 (220 amino acids)
Source: RefSeq, a predicted model, not a curated record